CCAGAAUAUAAACGACUGCAACCAUGGCGAUGAGUGCUAGUAGCUCGGUGUCUGCGCUUGCGUCGGAGCUCAGGAUGCUGCAGCCCAGCGGCGGAAGCACUUUUAUGCCCAUUUCGAGGGUGAACGCAAGGAAUAUCCAGUCAGCCAAGCUUAACCGGAAUACCCAGCAGCCUUCUGUGCAUCACGUGCGGCAAAUGGCGAAAAUUGCCAAGUCCGGGGAGCUCACAGCGUCAUCGAGCCACACAGCGCUUGCGAUCUGCUCUCGACCAGGCCCACUAGCGCCCAUUGUACGACCUCAUACAGCAGGUGCUUUCAAGGCUCGAAAAGUGGAGCCUACUCGCUUUCGCUACUUCUACAACCGUGGCGACCUCCCGGUCCGAGUAAACUUUGCCGGAGCUGUGCGGAAGCUGCAAUGGCAGGUCGAUCUGUCCCUUCUCGACUUCUCGCACUAUUUACCGGUGUUUAUGGAGGGACUUCGAGAACUAGAGGAGCCGUACCACUUCUUGGCACUCAACGGCACUUUGGACAUGCUGGAGAAAGGUGGGAGUCGAGUGUUGCCAUGCUUACCGCAGCUGAUCCCACCGAUGAAGGCGAACCUCAUGACACGCAACCAGACCGUGCUGUGCCUUCAGAUGAAGGUGCUGCAACGACUUGUGCUUAGCUGUCCGUACACCGGGGAAGCGCUAGUACCGUACUAUCGACAGCUUCUGUCGAUCUUCAACCUCUUCAUCACCAAGCGAGUCAACUGCGGCGACUCGAUCGACUACGCUCAGCGACGACAGGAGAACUUGGGUGACCUCAUCCUCGAGACUCUCAGUAUUCUCGAGAAACACGGAGGUGCAGACGCCUUCGUCAACAUCAAGUACAUGAUUCCUACGUACGAGAGCUGCAUGAACCGGCGAUAAGACUGUAGAGAACGUAGUCAGUUGCGAGUUGCGCUUUAUUUUUGAGAACCAGGACGAAAUACUCUUAGCCUUCG
This is a messenger RNA of Phytophthora infestans T30-4, 979 nucleotides long. RefSeq lists its product as uncharacterized. Gene Ontology annotation, molecular function: Hsp90 protein binding; Hsp70 protein binding. The record is from RefSeq and is a predicted model, not a curated record. The transcript has 2 exons. The coding region runs from base 105 to 905 and encodes 266 amino acids. NCBI's taxonomy places the organism in Eukaryota, Oomycota, Peronosporomycetes, Peronosporales, Peronosporaceae.